Messenger RNA from Bombina bombina (fire-bellied toad), 2487 nucleotides. It is a transcript of the gene KREMEN1, whose product is annotated as kringle containing transmembrane protein 1. Lineage: Eukaryota; Metazoa; Chordata; Amphibia; Anura; Bombinatoridae. The record is from RefSeq and is a predicted model, not a curated record. The coding region runs from base 220 to 1572 and encodes 450 amino acids. The transcript is spliced from 9 exons. Gene Ontology annotation, cellular component: plasma membrane. Gene Ontology annotation, biological process: Wnt signaling pathway; multicellular organism development.
GAAGCGUCUGUAGGGUUCCCCUCUGCCUUAUCCUACAGUAUCUCUCAGCUCCCCUCUCCAAUCUGUAACAACAACCAAAAAUAAAAGGCAUUCCCCUAAACACAGUCAGUCCUUCCUAGGAUCUGAGGAAAUUAACAACCUGCUACAUCCAGGGGGGGUAUCCCAGAGAGCUGUCACACUGCACAACACUUGGAAACCAGCUGGAGCCAAGAAGGGGUGAUGGAUUUUUGGACAGUUUCAUUGAGGAUUUUGCUGUUUCCUUCAGCCUUGGUGUUCUGCUCUGAGCUGUUUCUUUCUGAAUGUUACACUGUUAACGGUGCAGAUUACAGAGGGACACAAAACCAGACAGCGUUAGAUGGUGGGAAGCCUUGCCUCUUUUGGAACGAGACCUUCCAACAUCCAUACAACACCUUGAAAUAUCCCAAUGGUGAGGGAGGCUUGGGAGAUCACAAUUACUGCAGAAAUCCAGAUGGUGACAUCAGUCCCUGGUGUUACAUUGCUGAGCAUGAAGAUGGGGUGUAUUGGAAAUAUUGUGACAUUCCAACCUGCAGAAUGCCUGGGAAUCUGGGUUGCUUCAGAGACAACGGAAACCCACCCCCACUGACGGGCAUCAGUGAGACAUCCAACAAGCAGACGAUACAGACCUGCAUUUCUAUGUGCAGGAGACAACGCUACAAGAUGGCUGGAUUGGAGUCCGGCUUUGCCUGCUUCUGUGGCAACAAUGCGGACUACAGGAAGCACGGAGAGACACCCAGUACGGACUGUAACAGUGUCUGCUUUGGGGACCACUCUCAGCCUUGUGGAGGGGAUGGACGCAUCAUCCUUUUUGACUCUUUGAUUGGAGCGUGUGGGGGAAAUUACACAAUGGAUUCUGCUGUCAUCUAUUCACCAGAUUUUCCAGAUAACUACGGAGCAGGAAAAGCUUGCUAUUGGACUAUUCAGGUUCCAGGAGCAUCUCUUAUCCGUUUCAACUUUACCUUCUUUGACAUCAAAGAUUCCAGGGACAUGGUGGAACUGUUAGAUGGUUACACUAAGCAGGUCCUGGUUCGGUUUGAUGGCAGAAACCACCCAUCACACUCCUUCAACAUCUCACUUGACUUUGUCAUCUUGUAUUUUUUCUCUGAUCGCAGCAACCAAGCUCAGGGAUUUGCUCUUCUUUAUCAAGCAUUCAAAGAAAGAGGUGUGGAGAAGACAAAAGCAAUAAGCAACCAGUCACAAACCGAAAUGAUCACUCAAACUACCAACCUUAGCAUCAACGCAGCACGGUCUUCAAAGAUCCUUUACGUCAUUACAACCAGUCCAAGCCGACCAACCGGUCACAUGCCAGGGUGGACAAUCUAUGCACUUACAGCCCUUCUUAUCCUGCCCAUCAUUGCUAUUUUGGCAAAAACACUUUUACAUCUAACAGUGAAGUCACAAAGACUGACAUCACCAACAAGUUUGAACAGUUGUCACAGAGGAUCUGCAGGAGAAAUCUGGAGCAUAUUUUACAAACCUUCUACAUCCAUCUCCAUUUUUCCCAAGAAAACAAAAAGCCAACAUGACGAUCGUAACCCUUUGGUAGGGGAAUAAUUUGCACUUUGGAUAGACUUCUUAACCCUGCAGGGCUACUUUGGGAGACUGCUGACACCUCAUUGCUUAGGCAUCUGUAAGGAAAUAGACACAAAUGAGCAGAUGUAGACUGUUUAGCAUCUACAUGUGUGUCCAGCUACAGAUGAAGAUGUCUCUACAGCCCAGCGGUGCAAUAUGGCAUGUUUACAAAUGAAUAUGCCCCAAUCAGAAAAUCCUAAGAGGAAGUCUGCAAAGAUGUAUGUGCUUUAUCCAUACAGAUCAGUCUGACUGCCCUCUAUUUCAGGUUUCGGAGAAAAUGUGGUUUAGGUGGGAUGGAAUCACAGCAAAAUGCUGUCAGCGUUACAUACAAUCAUCCCUGCUCUUCCCAGUUGGAUGUCCCAUGUUUAAAAAGACAUCUGACUUAUUACCAGGUCCUACUUAUUUUUUAUUAUAUUUAUGAACUUUGAACUUAAUUAUGGAGCACCAGAAGUCUUCUGGUUUUCACAAAAAUAUUGGCAUUAUGGACAACUGCUCUAAUGAUAAAUACUGUACUUUGUAUAUGUUUCCAUUGCCAAAUAACUACACAAAACUAAUCAGAGCUGGAACCAUCUUAUUAUGACCCAAAAAUAGAAUGAUUCCUCACCUAGUGUUUACAGUGUCUUGAACACAGAGCAAAUGAUUACAAGGGAAUGAGGAUUCAUAAAGAUCUAUUGCCAUAAAAAAAUGCAUGGGUUUUUAAUGGUGCAUGAGAUGGAUCGCAUUGUUUAUGGGGCCAUUAGAGAAUUUUUUUAUAGCUCUAUGCAUCUCGAGAAUUUGUACCUAUUUAAGAUGUUUAUUUUGAUCAUAAUGCAAACUUUAAAACCUGUGAUACAUUUGUUUUACAUCACUCUAUUGGAAACGAUUGUCAGCUUUACCCAUAAAAUUUGCUCAGUUAAA